This is a messenger RNA of Melampsora larici-populina 98AG31, 1056 nucleotides long. RefSeq lists its product as uncharacterized. Bases 1 to 1056 code for a protein of 351 amino acids. Lineage: Eukaryota; Fungi; Basidiomycota; Pucciniomycetes; Pucciniales; Melampsoraceae. The record is from RefSeq and is a predicted model, not a curated record. Gene Ontology annotation, molecular function: peroxidase activity. The transcript has 3 exons.
AUGGAUUGCUCACUCGAUGGAAAAUUUUACCCCGUGAAAUAUCUUUACUUGGCUUAUAAAAAGAUCCUGACCACUAUCUUUCAUUUCUAUCGACAAUUUGGGACUUUAUUCAUUCUUGACGUUGCCGAUUGGUUCAUUGCCUUCCUUAAUAUCAUUUCACCCAAUCAACCGGUCGAUCAAAAUGUUCCCAAACCGUUUUCUCCUGAAAGUCCUCCCCCAUUUUUCGAGCAUCCUUUCAUCUAUCUGAUUUGCUUAUUGGCAUGGAUAAUCGGCCCUGAUCUAUCUCCCGACUGGUUAAAUCAGUGGUCUGUUUGGAAGGGCCUCGGUCCGGAUGGUAGAUGGGCAGAGGUGAACCUCUACGAAGCCAAGGAGGGCUCAAGAAGUCCUUGUCCGGCUCUCAAUGCCCUGGCUAAUCACGGGAUCAUCAAUCCUUCAGGCUGCGAAUUAACAUUCCAUCAAAUUACUUCUGCUGCCGCAAGAGCCUACAACUGCUCGCCCGCCUUUGCCAUAAGGUCAUUGUUGGGAGCUUAUCCCAUCGUGGAAGGUCGUCAAACUAUCAAGCUAUCCGAUCUAUCGGCUCAUGGUAUCAUCGCACAUGAUGCCAGCUUAUUGCGCUCUUCGCACCGAAUCAACACAGGUCCCGAUAUCUAUUCACCGGCCUAUGCACGCUACAAGGACGUGCAAUCCCACCCUUGGCCUGAUCUCAUCAAUCGUUUCUUUCCUGCUGGAGAUUGUCCUGUGACACCCCGAGAGUGUUCUGAGGCUUUAUCGAUACGCCGAGCCGAAUGCCAAGCCGAAAAUCCCCGUUUUCAUCGCACACUUCAAACUGAUAUCAUUGGAUGUAUGAAUUGUUCCGUGUUGCUUACCGUCACAGGUGGAGAUCGUAAAGUGAUCCGUAAUUUAACUGGAAUCGCCGGCUAUGAACAAUUUGAUCGUGAUUGGAAACCGGCUGGUCGUCAAGCCUAUGGUAUCAGCGGGGCUCGUUUGCAAUUCUUGGGAGCUUGGAUUGGAUUUGGGACUGACUCGUAUUUUUUGGCGAAACGUCGGGACAUUUGA